Aspergillus pseudotamarii is the source of this 1434-nucleotide messenger RNA. RefSeq lists its product as uncharacterized. The coding region runs from base 1 to 1434 and encodes 477 amino acids. The transcript has a single exon. The record is from RefSeq and is a predicted model, not a curated record. NCBI's taxonomy places the organism in Eukaryota, Fungi, Ascomycota, Eurotiomycetes, Eurotiales, Aspergillaceae.
AUGCCUUCAAGUUUAUCAUCGUUGUCACCUGAAUUGCUGGUGAAUAUCCUCCAGUCACUAAGUUCCUCAAGAGAUCUUGACGCGAUAGUCAAAACCUCACCGCAAUUUUAUCGGGUUUUUUCAGCAUAUAAGCAAUCUAUUAUUUCCACAAUCUUACUAUAUGCUAUACCACCGGAAGUUGAAUUAGACUUUGUCUUGGCGUACCGUGCACAGAGAAUCUGGAAGUCGGUCCCUGAAGAUAAUGAACGGCGUGGUGGAUAUCGACGCAACAAGCAUGCAGAGCUUUUCGAUAGCUUAAAUCAAGAGUCCACAACUAUCCUUGAGGUGCUCAAGUCAGGAAAAGGCGAACGACUGCACGAGUUGAUCACUGAUCGCGCGCUUUUACUGGAUAUAUGGAAAUUCUACAGUGGGUUCGAACACUUCUUGGUUUCCUACAGCACCAGGGCACUUUCAGACUUACAACCAUCUUCAUCUGCCUCCAAUGUGCUGUUAUCCUUUACUGAGCAGGCCCGUCUGCAGCGGGCUUUUUUUCGAUGGGAGAUUUAUACAUGCCUGUUCCAGAUAUCCCAGAUUUCUGGUGGUGGUCCUCUCGAUCAGAUCCCUUCAAGUGACCCAGGACCAAGGUUUGCAGCAAUGCUUUAUCCCUGGGAAAUUGAAGAAAUGUCCUGCGUAGCUCAGUUCUAUAAAGGCCUUUUGGAAGAGCUUAGCGAUAGGAUCGAGGAAGACUUUGUGACAAUGGCGAAGGAGAAAAUGGCUGCGCGCGCCGAUUUCACUAAGGAGCAGAAAGACCCUGUGGAUGGUAUGCUGGAUUGGUUUUGCCUGCGGUGGUAUGACGAAUCCUUUAAGAAAAGUCAGCGGUCAUGGCAUAUAGACUAUCUGGUCUCGCGAGGAAUGCUAGCCGUGCGGAAGCUGAGUAGCGCACCAUUUCCAAUUGUGAGAAGGAUGGUUAUAAACUCGAGUCCCGAAGCUAGGGGUAAAAUAUCUAUAUUGGUUAGACUAAACGAGUCUAAAUCUCAGGUUGAAGGAGAAGGGGAGGAAGAAGAACACUGUAAAAAGCACCCCACGGGGGACAAUUCUGACGACGAAUGUCUUGAUCAUUGCAAUUUCGGUUGGCUAUGGGCUGUCGGGAAUGAGAAGACGAGAUGGAGAUGGGAUAUCGAUCUCCCAGCUAACCAUGAGCUGAGGAAUCGAGGCUACGUCUUCUGGGACAAAGCACGACUGCGAAAAUGUAAAGAGUUCCAGUCGCCUCGUGAUCCAGUCAAAGAUGAUUUUGAAUUUCCUUCUGGCUAUCGAGAGUAUUCCAAGCUGCCCGGUAUUCAGACCAAGCUCAAAGAUUUCCCUAUCUGUUGGGAUGUUGUCAAAGAGAUGGCGGAUGAAAUUCUCUUUCGGGACAGUGAAGAUGAUGGGUCUUCCCUGAUAGACUGGAGGAAGUAG